UCGUUGCAAGACUUGAGUGGUCGUAAACCUAAACAUCCAGCUGAACCAAGACUUUUUCUUUCUUGAGGAAUGGGGGAGGGAGUGAUUUGUAAUCGCCUGCUAAGUAAACUUUACGUGUAUGUCGCAUUGUUCAUUGAACUUCCUCAGCAGACAUUUUUAUUCAAGGCUUAAUCACGGAGGAAAAGGACUGAUUUCUAUUCAAACUACAUCUCAAUCACCUCAUCGACAUCUCAAGCCGGUAGAGAAGCAUCUUGAUUUUCCAAUCCCUCUAACGUGAAAGUUGUAAGUAUCACACAACUUCGCUUUCUAUUUCAGUUUUAAAGGGUGCCAAAUUUUCGUGCGUACGGGUGCAGUUAGCAACAGAGAAACGAUUUAUUGCCCUUCCUUCUUAAAUCAUUGCGUAAUCAGUGUCGCGAACAUCGUGCCCUUUAUGGCGAUCAUUUCUAAACGAAUUUUAGAGUAAAUUCGAGUAGAGGUGUAGCAUAAAUAAUUUUUAUGCGAGUGAAACAAGUUUAGUCGGAGCGAUAUUGUUUAUAUACCCAACGUGUCAUCUGGUCAUGUUAAACAUCAUCAACCCCUUCCUUCGAAAAGAGAAACGCGCGACCGUUGGGUAACAGCAGGGAAUCGAAAAUAACUACUGUUUCAUUCUAACUUCAUUCAAAAACUUGAUAUUUCUCCGUUUUUUUUCAGACUUCUGUGAAAGGACGAGCUGUAUUUAAUAAAAUUGACCGAACUCACGGAAGACCUACGUCAUAGCUUCCAGUAGAAGACUUAAGUCACCCUAUAUACACGUACAUAUUGUUUUCAUUCCCAACGUCAGAGCACCUGCCAUCGCACUUUGAUCGACGAUAUUUAGUGAAGCGAAAUUUGUCAGUUUUAUUUGUUGAGGGAAUAUAUUUCCCUCGCCGGCGCCAUUAAAGUUCAUUGCGCCUCGGGGAUCAGACAGUGGAAACAAUUAUUCAGCUCUGUUGUUGAUAUAAAAACCCUGCAGGCCAUUUAAUAAGUAUUGGCUGACAUUGAAUGACUCACUGGCAGGUGAACUAAACAUGUUGACGGAAAAUAUAUUUUGAUUGUCCUGGUCCUCUAAGAUGAACAAGCUCGUUUUUCGACGGUGAUUGGAUCUUAAGCUAUGACCAAGGAUCUUUAGUUAAUUUCAUCAUCUUCAGGGUCAAUCUAGACUGAACUGCUGAGCAGUCAUGAAUGGUUCGCUUACGAACGUGUUUGAAAACGUAAGUGGAAAUAUUUCAUUCAUUUCCCCAGAAGUACGCCUGUACAGACAAGUAGAACUCGCUCUUGCCGUCAUAUUGUGCAUCUUGUCGCCUAUAACAGUUAUAUCCAACGCCCUUCUUCUCACAGCGAUCUACAAAGAUCCUCUGCGGUGUUUUCGCACACCGAUGACAUUUUUCAUCGUGGGUCUCGCCAUAUCCGACCUGCUCGUGGGAUUGACCGUCGAGCCAUUUUUUGCAAUUUUUUACGUAGUUGGUUUUUCCAACUUCAACGCAAGGCCUGGUGCAGUUUAUGAGCUAAUUCAAAGGAUUGGCGGAAUCAUUUCUACUAUAGCAAUCAGCGUGUCAUUUUUCGUGGUUCUCGCCCUGUCUGUUUGUCAAUAUGUAGCGGUCACAUACCCACACAAAUUCAAGGCCGUAGUGUCCAAAAAUCGAGUUCUCUGCUCUCUUGCUGUGAGCAGUGUUUACAUCACGGGCUUUUGCAUGCUGCAGUUUACGGGAAUAGAGCUGAACACAUUUUUAUUAAUAGACCUUGUCAUGCACCCUACUUUGUUUUCUAUUGUCUUAAUCGUUGUUCAGGUACUACUCUAUACAUCCUUUAACCGCCAUCUCAAACGAAAAUACACUCUCCGCAGAGCGGCCUCUGUGAACCAGUCUCUCAAAAGAGCAAAUUCUUACAAGAAAAGACACAACGAACGCCAGUUUACCAUCAUGACAUUUUAUCUUACAGCCAUCUUGUUAGUUUCGGCUUCGCUGCACAAUAUUGCUCUCUACAUUUAUCUUUUUAAGAAACCAAAAAACUUGGUUGAAAAAGUCAAUAUCCAUAUUUGUCUACGAGUCAGUGAUCUAGCGCUUUUCAUCAAAGUCGCCCUGGACAUUUUUAUUUAUGCAUGGAGGCUUCCCUCGUACAGGAGAGCUCUUAAGUGUACUUUAUUUGGACGUCAGCGAGUGACGCGUGGCUCGUCUACGACUCUUCGUAAAACAAGCGAUGCUCCUACUGUGAUGGAAAAUGGCCAGAAGGAGACUGGGACAGAAAAUUCAACAAUGCUGCAGCCGCUGGUAGCUUGUACAUAAUUUUCCAAUUCAAGGAUGAAAGAACUGUGCUAACAAUUUGCAUUUCUGAUUGAGCCCUUAAGGCAUUGUGUUUACUGAGAUAAAUAUUCCUUUCAGACAAGUCUUAACAAGGAAACUGAGCUAUUGUGAAUAUCUGUGAAUUUUCAGAUUGUUCCUGUGGCUAAGUUUGAAAACCAGUUGUUAGGGGAACGCCCACAAAGGUUUGCUUAUAGCUAUAUUAAAAAAAAACGAUUUUAAAAGCGAAAGGC
Messenger RNA from Pocillopora meandrina, 2548 nucleotides. NCBI's taxonomy places the organism in Eukaryota, Metazoa, Cnidaria, Anthozoa, Scleractinia, Pocilloporidae. The record is from the annotation of a GenBank genome assembly.